Molecule: messenger RNA, 9486 nt
Organism: Hydatigera taeniaeformis
Lineage: Eukaryota; Metazoa; Platyhelminthes; Cestoda; Cyclophyllidea; Taeniidae
Source: the annotation of a GenBank genome assembly
AUGCUUAGUUUCUCGGCUCUUAAACCGGCCAUGUUUAGUAAUCUAGCUAAAGUUAGCCUGAAGUCAAUUCACCUUGCCCAGACUUUGCGUUCCGCAGUUCCAGCCGUAGCAAGCGCUCCCGCUAAUUCUAAUAAUCCUCCACCCAAACCGGUUAAUGACAGGAUUGAAGUCUUUGUUGAUGGGAAGUCUGUACUUUGCGAACCUGGUAUGACCGUCUUGCAGGCUUGUAGUCUAGUUGGUGUGGAGAUUCCGCGGUUUUGUUAUCACGAACGGCUUUCGAUCGCUGGUAGUUGCAGAAUGUGUCUUGUAGAAGUCGAGAAUUCUGUCAAACCUGUUGCUAGCUGUGCAAUGCCAGUCUGGAAGGGUAUGCAUAUAAAGACUGAUUCUGAGAUGACAAGGAAAGCUAGGGAGGGUGUUAUGGAGUUUCUGCUUGUAAAUCAUCCUCUGGAUUGUCCCAUUUGUGAUCAAGGGGGCGAGUGUGAUCUUCAGGACCAGGCCAUGGUUUUUGGAUCUGACCGUUCUCGCUUUACCGACAACCUGUUUUCGGGUAAGCGAGCCGUUGAAGAUUUCAAUAUGGGCCCUCUCAUCAAGACCUGCAUGACUCGUUGCAUUCACUGUACACGUUGCGUCCGAUUUGUCAACGAGGUGGCUGGGGUGCCACACCUCGGCACCUCAGGCCGUGGCAACAGCAUGCAGAUCGGGACAUACGUUAAUCGAAUGAUUGAAAGUGAACUCUCAGGCAAUGUUGUUGAUCUCUGUCCUGUGGGGGCUCUUCUCUCUAAGCCUUACUCAUUUAUUGCGCGGCCUUGGGAGACCAGACGCAUUGAGUCCAUCGAUGUGAUGGAUGCAGUGGGUUCAAAUAUCGUUAUCUCAAUGCGUACCAAUGAAGUACUGCGUAUUCUGCCUCGAUUGAAUGAGGAUGUGAACGAGGAGUGGUUGGCGGAUAAGUCACGUUAUGCUUGUGAUGGUCUCAAACGACAGCGUCUUGUGUUUCCCUUGGUACGCCCAAAAGGUGGCGAGCUUCAUCACCGGUCCUCAUGGGAAGAGGUUUUGAUUACCAUUGGUGAACGCCUCGUAUCUUUGGGGUCUGGCGAACCUGCCAAAUGUUCACCCAACCAGAUUGCCGUAAUCGCUGGUCCUUUUGCUGAUGCCGAAACCAUGACCGCUGCCAAAGAUUUUGCUAAUUCUAUGAACUCUGAAUUAGUCUUUGUUGAGGAGAACUUCCCUUUGAAUAGAACCGAUGUGCGAGCUAAUUAUCUGUUCAAUUCAAAAAUUGUUGGCAUAGAUGCGGCUGAUUUGGUCCUCUUCAUCGGCACAAACCCGCGAUUUGAAGCGCCAUUGAUUAACGCACGUAUACGAAAGAACUGGCUCAAUAAUGAAUUGAACGUGGCCUUGAUCGGUGAAAAGGUUGAUCUCACAUAUGACUAUGAGUACCUUGGAUCAUCAACCUCGAUAAUUUCCGACAUUAUUUCUGGAAAGCACCCCUUCGCUAAGCGUCUGGCAGCGGCAAGGAAUCCUCUUGUGGUGGUGGGUAGUGAGGUUCUGCAGCGUGCGGACGGCGCGGCGUUGCAUGCGGCGGCGCAGCAGUUGGCGUGUCGCUUUGCGCCCUCGGCAGAGGAAGGUGCGCGACGUUUCAACGUGCUGCAACGCUACGCCAGUCAAGUAGCCGCUAUGGACCUUGGGUACAUCCCCGGACUAGAGGCCCUGCGAACCACUCAGCCUAAGGUGGCUAUCUUAUUAGGGGCUGACCAAGGUCACUUAACACGCGCUCAUUUGCCAGAGGACUGCAUGGUUAUCUAUAUCGGCCAUAACGGUGACCACGGAGCAAAGAUGUCGGACAUUGUGCUGCCCGGUGCCGCCUAUACGGAGAAGCACGCAACUUACGCCAACUUGGAGGGUCGGGCGCAGCGUACUUACCCCGCUGUGGCACCGCCAGGCGACGCGCGCCAAGAUUGGGCUAUUGUACGCGCUGUAUCCGAGGUCGCUGGGUGUCCUCUCCCUUAUGAUGAUCUCAAGGGGGUGCGCCAACGUAUGAACCAAAUAGCACCUGGUCUGCUUGAGGUGGACGUUGUCCAAAGUGCCGAUCUGGAAUGCCUCAAGGUUGCCGCUGCUGAUGCUAAGCUUGAAUAUCAAAAGGGACUCAAAAAUCUUGAUUCAAAGUUACCUCUGAGUGUGUCGAUGAAGGAACUCUACCAGUACUUCAUGAAUGACGCCAUCAGCCGAGCCUCCCAGACUAUGUCACGUUGUGUGAAGGCCUUCAAGACACACGGAAAGUCGGUUGAGGAUCGUCAGUCAGUUAAGAAGGCUGAUGUUGAAGCAAUUGCUAUCCCUGGUCUUUCUCAACGUAUUGUUCUUACGCACGAUCUCAUCGAAGAAACUUGCAUCUUGAGUGAUCUCUUUGAUAUGAAUGAGGUCACUGCUCUGGAACUUGUGCUAACUGCCGAAGGUCAUCUAUCUUCCUACUCAAGUGGUUUGAGCCGUGUGCCACUGGCGAUCACAUUAUACUUCGAUGCUUACUGUGCUCUGGCGGAGUCACUUAAUUCGAUCAUCAAACAUCGUGUCGGACGCAUACCCUUGAGUGAUCCUCCUUCCCGAGAUGUCGCAGAUGUUAUUAGCUCCUUUACUGAGGAUCUAUGGCAAAGUGGACUUCUAAAAAAUCUUCUUUCGUUCCUGAGAGAAUUCAGCAUGGCGAGUGAACUCAAGCGUCUUGAGACGGCUCGUGUUCUUGAUAGUCGCCAACACCGUCGUGAUGUUCGACGCCUUCUCAUAGCGAUUCGGAAUCGCCUUGCUGAGAGCGUUAUGCUUUGGUCCGCACAGACACCUCUUUCUCCUUCCGAAAUGGCCCAAGUGCUUACCCACCUUAUCGGCUCCAAAUCGAGUACAGAUGCUGAUGUCGAUCUCGAAGUGAAUGAUUCACUACCUCUCGACCAUUGCAGUAUUCAUCUCUUUAUGGCUCUUCUCUUCUCCUUGGAACCUUUCGGUACAGCUGGAAUUACUGUUGAACAAUAUGCUGAUGUGGAUGAACAAGACUUGCGGCAUCCCCUCUUCUCGGAGGCCGGUUAUGUGGUCUCUGUGACGGAGCUACUCACUCUGCCCGUUGAGACCGACCAACAAAAUCUUUCGCUUGCAGUCGAAGGUCUGUAUGGUCUCUUACAGAUCGCUUGGGCUAUAGCUCUGCACCGAACCGCACACCUUAGAGCAGACUUGCGUCGUCGCAAGGAGGAUAGCAACGGUCGUGAAUGUGAAGAUGUUGAUGAGGACGAAUUAGUCACAUCAGCGCUUCGAUCCCGAGCCUUGGAAUUCCUUUCAAGCGGCAUACUUUCGGAAGUGUAUUUUUCACAUGAGCCAAUGUGGGUCCGUCGAGUGCAUUGUCUCCUCACUGAAUUACUGAUCCAAUUUCCUCAAAAUACCCGCGAGCUGCGACUUUGGGACGAAUCGGUGAUGCGUCGAAUGAGUGUGGAUCCUGGCGGUUUCGCAGUGCUGCUGGAUACAAUCUCUUGUCUCUACAACGUGCCAGGGUCAUCGUUGCAUGCACGCCUCUCAUUAGAGUACUGGUGGCCAGCGGGCGAGACACAUCUGCCAUCAGCGCAGAUCUCCGAUACCCUCAAUGCAUCCUUCCGUACAGGAGAGGUAGAGAAUUCGCGGCAGGCAAUAUUGUUUCGUUUCGUCUACUCCACCAGCGAGUUUGCCUCCUCUCCUGUUAUAUUUGUGCCUUACGUUCGAAUGCUACGCUCUCUAGUUGGCUGUCAAGCUUCGGCCAAUCUUUGUUUCAAUCUGCUCAAGGCUACAGCCUCCUCAGGAGGUCGUCUGGCCUCACUACUCACCUGGGAUCACUUCAUCUCAAGCCUACAGCAAUACCUGGACCACUUGAAGCGCGCCACAACGAUAAUAUCAGGUGUAGCGGUGGGUGCUCAGCCACUACAUCUGGAACAUCCUUACCUCUACCACCAGUCUACAAUCUCCUCGAUGGUACCAGCGAGCGGUCCUCAUCUCAUGCAACAACAGCGGGAACAGCAACAACUUCAGUCCGCCUCCGCACCUCUUGAGAUCCAACCGGAGGAACUAGGGGCUCUACGUAUUGUGGUGGCGCUCAUUACCCGUGUCUCUGUCAUGGAUCCAAUAGCACGUUCCGCCUUCGCAUCCAACACAAAGUGGUGCCUCAUCCCCACCGUUAUUGGUCUCAUUACCUGUCCUCUCCCAGUAUCAAUGAAAGCGGACUUGCUAUACCUCCUCUCGGCACUCUCGCACACUCCUGCUAUUGCAGCUGAGGUGUGGUGCGCUCUUAUGGAUAGUCAUCUCUUCCCCUUCAUCGAACAUCCUUACGGCCUUCUUUCUUCUACCUCUCCGCGCAGUGCCGUGGGACUUCAUACGGAGAUGGACAAGGCGGAAGCUCGUCUAGAAGAAUAUCCCAUCACCCAGGCCUUCCUGAACCUUAUUACAACACUGGCACCAUCUUUGCUGAAUGCUGCCGUGGGUGCAUGUGAGCUUGCUUCGCCGACCAUGGAACCUUGUGAGGCGCUUUCUCGUCUCGUUCAUUUCACCACUGAGACAAUCUUCUUAAAGCAUACUAUGCGUGCCUAUCGUAGGCAGAAUGAGAGAUGGGAGGUAGCAGCCUCCUGUGUGGUUUUAUUCGAAGGUUUAGUUCGCGCAUUUAUGCGUCGAAUGCGUUCAGUAGCCAUUCUCACGUCGGGUGCAGGGAACUGCAGCGAUGAACAGUUAACCCUCUUUGAUUGGUCUACUCUCCUCAGUGGCCAUGUGAACACGGGCAAACUAAACCUUCCUCGAGGGUGGCCGUUCACCGAUCCUGGCUAUCAAAUUGUCACUCAACUCCUCACUAAUUCUUCUCUAUUCUCUCUACUGACCGGGUUGCUAGAAGUUGGACUUUACCGCCUAUUGGAAAAUUCUGCCACCUUUGUCUCCUGUGCCAUGGUUCGAGCCACGGCAGCGAUUUUGCGUCUCUUUGAGCACAUUCUUCCUCACGAGCAGAUGGUCGUAAAUCUAGUGCGUCGAGCUGUUCUGGUGGUACCUCAUUUACGUUCUGACACCGCGUGGGGCCAGAGAUCAGGACCCGAUGUCAUCUUACCUACUCUACUCUCGCGCCUCCUUGUGGUGACUAUCAAUUCAAGAACCGGUAGGGCUGACCUCCUUGUCACCAUUGUUCGGUAUUGCGGUCUAUCUGAUGAUCUUCCAGACCAUGGCACUUCGGCACUUAAUAUCCUGUACAGUGUUGUGCGCGCUGUUCAACCACAUGAAACCAAAUCAGAGCAGGAACUAUUGCGUGCUCUGGUCUCGUGUCUCAAUACCUCUCUGUGCGAGCUGUAUGAUGCCAGAAGCACAGGUGAGACUAACAGGGAGUCGCCACCGAUCUUCUCCGAUUCCUGGCUCUAUGAGGACGGUGAAGCGGGGAUAAUUGGCGAUGAAGGCUUCGAUUUUUGUGGUGGUGGCAGUGGUGGUUGCUACCCUCCAAAUCCUGCACUCAAAGCAGCCAGUGCUCUCGCUGCAUUUCCCACCAUGCCCUGUGACUGGGAUAUGGGUGACACACGAUGGGAGUUUAUGUCCGCCUUUCCUUCCCAAAACUCGCCCUCUAUUGACUUGACGACGGUGGAUUUUUGCGAGCUUGAUGUGAUUUGGUCGUUUGGUCAUUGGCGUCAAGGUCAUGGGCGUUCAAUUCGUUCCAUAAUGCUGCGUUUGAUUCUCUACGCUCUGACCAACCAUCCGAGUCCCUCUAUCGCCCACUGGCUCUUGGGAUUCCGAUGCAAAAACUCGCGAACCAUCGCCCUCACAACUCUUCAGGACGCUGGUGUGGGCGGAUUCCCUCGAACCUGCUUGCAUGCGCUGCUCGACCUUCUCGAAUUGGCUGUAGCCAGUCUUCGUGAGAAUUCAGUGCCUGAAAUGGAGUUAGGCUCACCGCAUGUUUCCUUGCUGAUGCAACAGUGGGAUGCUGCACUGUGCUGGCAAAUCCUCUACCACCUUAUGGCCGCGUCAACAACAACGGCUGUUCCUGUCUCUCGCUACCUCCGUGGCAACCACGACCUCAUUGCACGCCAUCUCACCACCGGUCUUGUUGGAGUCUUUCUUUCCGUCUCUUCCCAGCCAUCUGCAUCAAUGUCAACCGAAGAUAAUGCCAAAUGGGGUAGGAGUCUUAUUUACUCCAUUCAACCUUCAUCUCUCCUUGUUAUAUUCGCUAAUGGUUUUGUUCUAGCCCUCCGAUCUCUCGCGCUGAACCAAUGCUCCUGGCUACUGAAGAUGGCAGCUAUUGAGGCGCAGUCUUCCACCUCACAACGCACUUACCUGGCCCGGCUACUUGUUAACCUGUUCCCAGUUAACGAGGGCGCUGAUAGUGGGGGUGGUGAUGGCGGUGGACAACCAGUUCCCCUGAUAGACCAAUUCUCCUCCAUCGCAAGCCAUCCCGACUUGGCAGAGCCACAAAAUCGGGUUUUCGUGCAGCUGCUGGCACGAAUGGCGCCCUCAGAGACCAUGCUCAGCCCCCAGUGGCCUUUUGAGCGCGAUUGUGCAGAGUCUAAGCUUGUGGAGGAUAUAGUCAUAGCCUGUGAGGAGGUUUUCCCCCUCAUUUCCACCGAUGAGCAAGUAUCAUUACGAUCGGGCGUCAUCAAUAUUGCGUCGUUGUCCGCUCGCCUGACUGUCUUCCUUGGUGUCACCGCUGUCUCCUCCGUUCCAUCUCCAAAGGCAUUGAUGGAGGAAAGUGGGCUUGAAGCAUCAAGACUGCUCUCAACUGCCGCAGCCACUGACGACACCAACCUCUCUUUGGCUGCUGACGUGGUGGAGUGGGCGCGUCGUCGCAACGCACAUCGCCUGGCUCUAGUAGCAGGCAAGCAAGCAUUCCUGGAGGGCUGGCGUCAUCUUGCUGAGAUUGGUCUGCGCAUGCUCCACUUUCUGGCACGCUCUUCACCAGAACUUCUCGGCCUCACCACUUCCACCACUUCUUCAAGCAACUUUCUUGGUGUAGGAGGUGUCGUUAAUCGAUUCCUUUAUACAUCCACCAUGACCCUUCUCUAUUGCUUGCUCAAUGAAAUAUCAGCACCCGAAUCUGCUCCAGCGGUGCUCAAAGUUCUGGCCAGCGGCAGUUGCCUUAGUCUGACGGCUUUCCUGCAGCUCUUCGCUUUGUCAAUGCCCGCGUAUGGAUCUAUGCUGCCAUCGAAGAUGAAAGGAACUCAAAGCAUCCUAGCCGUCACGAAACUACUUCUCCAGGCCGUCCUUUCAUCCAAGCCAACUCAGCAGCGCGUUCGUGCCAACUACUAUGGUGCUCUGUGUUAUGUCCUUGAUGUGUGCUACCGAAUUGAUCAACGGAAUUCAGUCUCUGACGUUGGAGGUGCCACAGAAGUCUCCACAGCGCUCCAAGCCAUAAACAUCCUCUCGGGUGAGGAUGGAGACGUUGAUAGCAGUUCUUUUCUCACAGUACUCUUUACUGAUAUCUCCAGUGGUCAUCACCCCAUCGUUCCCAUAUCUGCUUUGGGACUGCUCUGUCUUCUGUUGAAACUAGAUCGUACCUCUGGGCAGGUUAUGGAGACGGUUAUUCGGGAUGGUUGUCUUCAGUUCUGCGUUGAUAGUCUGGAUGACGAUUUAGCUAUCCUUCAGCGGUACAUGAUGUCCCAGACUGACAAUUCUAUGAAUCAAAAUAAAGAUGUUAAUGAAACGAAUGGUCAGUCAGACGCCACUGCGGUCUUCUACGUCUACCAAUCAAAAAUGGCCUUUCUCGCCCUUGCAGCCUCCACUCAACUGGGUGCAAGGAUUCUUAUUCAAACACCUCUUCUCGACUCGACUCUCUACCGACUUGAACUUUUCUCUGGAUCCUGUCUUGCCGACGCCCUUAAUCUUUCGGUGGCCACUUUUAGUGGUGAUAAUAAUGCUUUGCCUGAAAUCCAACCAGAUCCAUUUACUUGGUUGGACACCUACGAGUUCUCACAACACCUUCUUCAAAUGCUGACUCUGCAGGAAGCAGGCAAGCCCGUUAUCGCUACUCCCAUAGGCCUCAUUGAUCGAUUGGUUACUUCACAGCUCCUCUCUGUGUCUGGGUGUAACCUCGGAGCUUCCUCAGAUUGUGGACAAUGUCUCAAUUGGGUGGGUAUUCUUGCCCCUUCUCUGGCCUUUGCAAAGUCUCUAGCCUUUACUCUGGGUCCAACUCAUGUGUCUGCAGUGCAGAAGGUAUCUAAAUUCUUAUAUGCCCACUCGGAUGCCCUGUUGACAGUGGGAGCUAGUGCCUCUGCAGUGCGGUUAGUCUCGGCUCUCAUCCAGGAGUGCUUCCAGGAAGAGAACUCGGCGUCUGUGACGAAACAGGAGCAGAUGGUCCAGGCUGCCCUUCAGUGGCUUCAGGGUGAGGAGAGCCUGGCUCAUCUUCUCUCCUUUAUACUGCGCUCGAGAAUACCUUUCAGUCUGGAAGAACCUGACGACCUUCCUCGUGAACUUUUGCGUAGCAAGACGCUGCGUCACGUCUUUGCUAUUGUUCCGGAUUUGUUGUGGACACUAAAAAACAAGGAUAAUCGCGUUCUCGCAAACAGCGACUCACCCAAUAAUGUCAGGCAAAUCUUCGUACGAAAUCUUGUAAUCACCGAGCAAUUGGAAUUACUACGUUUGUUGAUAAGCACCUGUGUAGCUGCCGUUUCUACUGAGGACGAGUUUGAUAGCUUCGAUCCGACUUGCAUAAAGAAUCUCAUCUUUUCAUCUUCCCUCUCUGCAAAUGAUUCCGAUAGCGAUGUCUCGCUAAUCUCAGGGUCGAUGUCAAGUCGCCCUGGUCUGCACCUCCUCUUUGAGUUGAUCACAUGGUCGGCCUUGCGAUUGCAUCACCUAGAGAGUUUGGUCAACCUUCUCACGCGUCAUUUGCCACUUAGCUUCCUCAAUGGAGCUGAUGAAGGUGAUGGGGAGGGUGAAGAGGAGAGCAGAAAAACCAGUAGUCCGCUAUCGCUGGAUAAAGUUCUUUGCCGUCUAGUUCAACUUCCCAUCAGCGUUUGCUCGCAAAGUGGAGAAAUCUCCACUGACAGUUUGCGUCAGGUUGCUGUCAACGUUUUCUCCAUAUGGACACCAGUUGCGGGCCCGCUGCUUCAAACAAGUACUACAACAGGAGUUGACACCAACCAACGGAACACUUACCUGCGUCGCCUCAUUUCUCUAGGAAGCGGGUUGCUGCAGACUCAAUUGACUUGCUUUAUCGACAUUUUGGAGCAGUCUCUUUACCUCCUCUGGCGCCAUCUCGCCUGUUUUCUUGCUUCUGUCAACAAGUCUGAGACGUCAUUAGAGCCUAACGGAAACUGUAUCACAUCACGUCAUCGCUCGAGGCGACUCGUUGACGCCGAGUUUAUUGAGCAACUACCGCGCAAACUCUCCUUUGACCUUCUCGAGAGCAUCACUCAAGUCUCCAAGGCUCCUUACCUUUCGUCGAGCGAUCAGCUCUUCCUCCAAGUGAUGGUCCAACGCCUAGACCGGCUCAGUCAAAUAAGGACCAGAGUAGGGGUUGUGGAACAGGGCGUUUAA